This is a messenger RNA of Sardina pilchardus (European sardine), 1111 nucleotides long. It is a transcript of the gene rasd2a, whose product is annotated as RASD family member 2a. The record is from RefSeq and is a predicted model, not a curated record. NCBI's taxonomy places the organism in Eukaryota, Metazoa, Chordata, Actinopteri, Clupeiformes, Clupeidae. Gene Ontology annotation, molecular function: G-protein beta-subunit binding; GTP binding; GTPase activity. The transcript is spliced from 2 exons. Gene Ontology annotation, biological process: signal transduction. Bases 83 to 1111 code for a protein of 342 amino acids.
UCCAUCUGACAACAGUUUGUUGACCGAAGUGCCCGUGCAGUUUGUUAAUGGAAAGGUGGUGAAUUGUACAUGCUCCUCGGCAAUGCUUCAUCAGUACAAGAACGCAGCUCAGUGCUUGCAUGCCGCCGGAGUUAAGGUCUCCACCAUCUCAAAAGCUAGAAUGGGUAUCCUAAAAAAUGUUACAAACUGGAGGCGAGAAAGAAAGACAAGGGUUGUGCGGUCCUCAAGCGUUGGCCAUCGACAUUCAUCGUCAGACAGACCCAAGUCCGUCGAUCCAUUAGCUCCGCUUCUGCUUCACGGGCAGAGCUGCACAAACUCCACGACACAAGACGCAGAUGCAGACGAACUACGCUUCAGCAAACCAAGAAAUUACCGGCGCGUAGUGGUCCUUGGCUCACCGAGAGUGGGCAAGACGGCCAUCCUGAGACGAUUCCUGCAAGGGGGGUUUGAGGACAAUUAUAUACCCACAACAGAAGACUAUCACAGUAAACUGUAUCACAUUCGUGGAGAAACGUAUCAGAUCGAUAUUCUGGACGCCUCAAACGAGAGGGACUUCCCCGCCAAGCGCAGGCUGUCAAUACUGACAGGUGAUAUAUUCCUCCUUGUGUUCAGCGUGGAUGACAGACAGUCUUUUAACGAAGUCUGCUCUUUACGCGCAGAGAUUAAACUGGCCAAAUCCAAACUUGCCAAGUCUAAAGAGAACACUCAAGUCCCCAUAGUAAUAUGCGGGAACAAAGUUGACCUGCAGACCGAAAGGGUCGUCCGCCGCCCAGAGAUGUGCGAAAGACUCGGGGAGGACGCUGCCGUGUUUGAAACAUCGGCUAAAGACGGUACCCAAAUGGAGAAGAUGUUCGAAGCCCUGGCGCAGCUCGGCGGACUCCCUGUCGAGACGCGGCCGUCUCUGCACAGAGACAUUUCAAUUCGCUCCUAUGAAGCGCUGCAUGCUGGAAAGCGAAGCAAACGGGAGAUCCGAUUGCUCGCCUUAGAUGGACCUUGCGGUGCCGUUUAUCCACUGGCCCGCCGCCCUAGUUAUCACAGCGAUCUUCGUCGCAUUCUCGGACCUAGUGCCUCGAAAAGGACCACUCCUAUUGAGAGGUGCCAGAUCCAAUAA